Messenger RNA from Meleagris gallopavo (turkey), 942 nucleotides. RefSeq names its product twist family bHLH transcription factor 2 (gene TWIST2). Gene Ontology annotation, molecular function: DNA-binding transcription factor activity, RNA polymerase II-specific; protein dimerization activity; RNA polymerase II transcription regulatory region sequence-specific DNA binding. Lineage: Eukaryota; Metazoa; Chordata; Aves; Galliformes; Phasianidae. The record is from RefSeq and is a predicted model, not a curated record. Gene Ontology annotation, biological process: regulation of transcription by RNA polymerase II; developmental process.
AAUAAACCUCCUGUUUUUCCAAAGGAUCUGUCUCAGGAAUUUAAAGCACAUUUAAGACACACACACUCACAUAACAUAAGGAGGGGGGGAAAGGCUCUUCCCCUCCCCUUCUUGCAGAAAGCAUGGAAGAAAGCUCCAGUUCUCCUGUUUCCCCUGUGGAUAGCUUGGGGACCAGUGAAGAGGAGCUGGAAAGGCAGCCAAAGAGAUUUGGCAGGAAGAGAAGAUACAGUAAGAAGUCCAGCGAAGAUGGCAGCCCCAACCCAGGGAAGAGGGGAAAAAAGUCCAGUCCCAGCUCCCAGUCUUAUGAAGAACUGCAGAGCCAGAGGAUCCUGGCCAAUGUCAGAGAGAGGCAGAGGACUCAGUCGCUCAACGAAGCUUUUGCCGCCCUGAGGAAAAUCAUCCCCACGUUGCCCUCUGACAAACUCAGUAAAAUCCAGACCCUCAAGCUUGCAGCACGGUAUAUAGACUUCCUCUACCAGGUGCUACAGAGCGACGAGAUGGACAGUAAGAUGACGAGCUGUAGUUACGUGGCUCACGAGAGGCUGAGUUAUGCCUUCUCAGUCUGGAGGAUGGAGGGUGCAUGGUCCAUGUCAGCCUCACACUAGCCACCGCCGGAACGAGGCCAGCACAGCCGCCAAAGGACUGUCCUGUGUCUGAGACUGAAGUGGAAUUGGGAUGUAUCCAAGUUUGUAGCUUCUGAAACCUUAACAACCUCAAGUAAAUUGGUCCAAAAGACCCUUCUUGACCUCCCUCACUCUGAACUCUUGCAGAGCACUUAGACUGAGCAGGAGCCAGCACCAAAGCUAUGGGUCUGAACCUUCGCACCAUCUCUCCAAGUGACUGAUCACAGAGAAGCGAGAAGCAACAUUCCUGACUGUUCAUCUGUUCAUCGUUGCUGGGUUUUGUGUGUGUGUCCGUCUGGGUGUUUGGUUUUAGUUUUUU